Pyricularia oryzae 70-15 is the source of this 5071-nucleotide messenger RNA. RefSeq lists its product as uncharacterized. Gene Ontology annotation, biological process: transmembrane transport. The coding region runs from base 78 to 4757 and encodes 1559 amino acids. Gene Ontology annotation, cellular component: membrane. NCBI's taxonomy places the organism in Eukaryota, Fungi, Ascomycota, Sordariomycetes, Magnaporthales, Pyriculariaceae. The record is from RefSeq and is a predicted model, not a curated record. The transcript is spliced from 2 exons. Gene Ontology annotation, molecular function: ABC-type transporter activity; ATP hydrolysis activity; ATP binding.
CCAACCUUUUUCGACCGGUAUGAGCCAGAUCAGGGGUCGUUAUGUAUCAUUGAGUUCAGCAGUGGCCAACCGCAAAAAUGGACGACAGGCCUACACCCAAAGAUACCGACAUUCCUGGCGGCUUCCCAGAGUCGCCGCCUGGUCCGACGCCGCUGACUGAAAGGAACUUUCCGUUGGUCACGUCGCAAUUGCGCGCAUCUCGCUCGCACGUCGACGCGCCGACCGAGCAAAUCCGCAGGCCGGGACCAGCGAUAGGAGGCGACAUCGGCUCGACCUCUUCAUCCUUGACCGAAAAAGAAGGCCUAAACAACGAAACCGCAAGCCAAGAUGACGGGUCCGAAAAGCGGUUCGCUCCGCUGCGCACCGAUUCGCAGGCGGUGCGCGCGACCGGCAGUGAUGCGAGACCUGGGUUUGAGCGCAAAGCGACCAGCUACACGGAGGACGACAUCUUUCGGGCUCUAUCGAGGAGGCGAACGGGUGGGACGCAUGCCUCGGCACCGGCCGAGAGCGACGAGGACGAAGGGCAGGAGAUCGAGCGGCUCGUGUCGAGGAUGUUUGGCCACGAGCGUCAGCGGCAGAGCGCCGAGGAGAAGACGCGACGCAGCGGCGUCAUCUUUAGAGACCUCACCGUUAAGGGGGUCGGCCUGGGCGCCACCCUGCAGCCCACCGUCGGCGACAUCUUCCUGGCCCUGCCGCGCAAGGUCGGGCACCUCUUCACCAAGGGACCGCGCGCCGCCUUUGCCAAGCCGCCCGUCCGGGAGCUCAUUUCUCACUUUGACGGCUGCGUGCGGCCGGGCGAGCUGCUGCUGGUGCUGGGUCGUCCCGGCUCCGGCUGCAGCACUUUCCUCAAGACCUUUUGCAACCAGCGCGCCGGCUUCGAGUCCGUCUUGGGUGACGUCUCGUACGGAGGCGUCGAUGCCAAGACCAUGGCCCGCGACUACCGCGGCGACAUCAUUUACAACCCCGAGGAGGAUCUCAACUACGCCACGCUGUCGGUCAAGCGCACUCUUCACUUUGCGCUCGAGACCCGUGCGCCCGGCAAGGAGUCUCGUCUUGAAGGGGAGACACGACAGGAUUAUAUCCGCGAAUUCAUGCGCGUCAUCACCAAGCUGUUUUGGAUUGAGCACACGCUCGACACCAAGGUCGGCAACGAGUAUGUGCGUGGUGUAUCGGGCGGUGAGAGGAAGCGAGUGAGCAUCGCAGAGGCCAUGAUCGCACGGGCUUCAGUCCAGGGCUGGGACAACUCCAGCAAGGGCCUCGACGCCAGCACCGCCGUCGAGUAUCUGCGGUCGAUCCGUGCCAUGACCAACAUGGCCAACACGUCGACGGCCGUGUCGCUCUACCAGGCCGGCGAGUCGCUGUACGAGCUCGCCGACAAGGUCCUGCUCAUCGACGCGGGCAAGUGCCUCUACUUUGGUCCCUCGGAACAGGCCAAGCAGUACUUUAUCGACCUUGGCUUCCACUGCCCCGAACGCUGGACCACGGCCGACUUUCUCAUCUCGGUCACGGACCCGCACGAGCGACACGUCCGCCAGGGCUGGGAGGACAGGUUCCCCCGCACCCCGGAGCAGUUCGCCGAGGCCUACCGGCGUAGCAACAUCUACCGGGCCAACCUCGAGGACAUGUCGCGGUUCGAGGCCGAGCAGCAGCAGCAGGUCGAAGCACGCGCCGCCAUCGAGGCCGGGAAGCCCAAGCGCGAGCGCACCAAGAACUACGAGAUCCCGUUCCACAAGCAGGUCAUCGCCUGCACCAAGCGUCAGUUCCUCGUCAUGAUUGGCGACAAGGCCUCCCUGCUGGGCAAGUGGGGCGGCCUCGUGUUCCAGGGGCUCAUCAUCGGCAGUCUCUUCUUCAACCUGCCCGAGACCGCCUCUGGGGCGUUCCCGCGCGGUGGUGUUUUAUUCCUGCUGCUCUUGUUCAACGCGCUGCUUGCGCUGGCGGAACAGACUGCCGCGUUCGAGUCCAAGCCUAUCCUGCUCAAGCACAAGUCGUUCUCGUUUUACCGUCCCUCCGCAUACGCCAUCGCACAGACCGUCGUCGACGUGCCACUCGUCUUUAUCCAGGUUGUUUUGUUCACUGUCAUCAUCUACUUCAUGUCCCACCUGGCACGGACGGCAUCGCAGUAUUUCAUCGCCAACUUGAUCCUCUGGUUGGUCACCAUGACGACCUAUUCCUUCUUCCGUGCCAUCUCUGCCUGGUGCGGAACUCUGGACGUGGCCACGCGCUUCACUGGUCUUGCGGUUCAAAUUCUUGUCGUCUACACCGGCUAUCUGAUCCCUCCGACCUCCAUGCCGGUUUGGUUCGGGUGGCUCCGAUGGAUCAACUGGUUGCAGUAUGGAUUCGAGUGUCUAAUGUCAAACGAGUUUUAUCGACAGGAGCUCACGUGCAACGGGCCAUUUCUGGUUCCCCAGGGACCACAGGCCGAGCCGCAAUACCAAGGAUGUACCCUGGCUGGCAGCACACCUGGCGAUUCAACCGUCAGCGGUGCAAACUACAUUGCCGAGUCCUUCAGCUACACGCGCGCCCACCUUUGGAGGAACUUUGGGUUCCUCUGGGCGUUUUUCAUCUUUUUUGUGCUCCUUACAGCCCUCGGCAUGGAGAGGAUGAAGCCCAACAAGGGAGGCGGCGCAAUAACCGUCUUCAAGCGCGGACAGGUCCCCAAGCAGCUGGAGAGCACCAUCGAGACGGGCGGCAAGGGCAAGGGAGGGAACGAAAAAGAUGAGGAAGUAGGAACGACGGGAUCUGAUUCUCAAGCCCCGGUAUCACCUCGCGAAGGGUCGACCGAGGAAGACGACAAGAGGUCAAACCAGGUCGCUGAGAAUGAGACCAUUUUUACCUUUAGGGACGUCAACUACGAGAUCUCAAGCAAGGGUGGCAAGCGCAAGCUUCUAUCUGAUGUUCAAGGAUAUGUUCGGCCUGGAAAGCUCACGGCUUUGAUGGGUGCUUCUGGCGCUGGAAAGACCACCCUCCUCAAUACCCUCGCCCAGCGUAUCCAAACAGGCACCGUGACGGGCGAGUUCCUGGUGGACGGCCGACCUCUUCCCAAAUCCUUUCAACGUGCGACGGGAUUUGCAGAGCAGAUGGAUAUCCACGAGCCCACCGCCACCGUGCGUGAAGCCCUCCAGUUCUCGGCCUUGCUCAGACAACCCCGCGAGGUUCCCAAGCAAGAAAAGCUCGACUACUGCGAGACCAUUAUCGACCUGCUCGAGAUGCGCAGCAUCGCUGGUGCCACGAUCGGCAACGUCGGCGAGGGUCUCAACACUGAACAGCGCAAGAGGCUGACCAUUGGAGUGGAACUGGCUUCGAAACCCGAAUUGCUCAUGUUCCUCGACGAACCGACGUCUGGACUCGACUCGGGCGCUGCCUUCAACAUUGUCCGCUUUUUGAGAAAGCUCGCCGACGCAGGGCAAGCAGUGCUGUGCACGAUCCACCAACCGUCGGCCAUUCUUUUCGAGAACUUUGACGAGCUGCUCCUGCUCAAGGCUGGAGGGCGCGUGGUCUAUCACGGCCCGCUCGGCCACGACAGUCAGGAUCUUUUGGGAUACCUAGAGGGCAACGGAGCUCACAAAUGCCCACCCAACGCCAACCCGGCCGAGUACAUGCUCGACGCCAUCGGGGCGGGCGAUCCGGACUACAAGGGCCAGGACUGGGGAGACGUGUGGCAAAACUCCAAGGAGCGCGAGGCGAGGACCCGCGAGAUUGACGACAUGAUUUCCCAACGGCAACAGGCCGAACAGACCCAGAGCCUGCGCGACGAACGGGAAUACGCCAUGCCGCUAUCCGCGCAAAUGUCGGCCGUCGUGCGCCGCUCUUUCGUCUCGUACUGGCGCAACCCAGGCUACCUCGUGGGCAAGUUCAUGCUGCACAUCCUGACGGGGCUCUUCAACUGCUUCACCUUCUUCCGGAUAGGGUUCGCGUCCAUCGACUACCAGAACCGGCUCUUCUCCGUCUUCAUGACGCUGACCAUCUGCCCGCCGCUGAUCCAGCAGCUGCAGCCCGUCUUUAUCGACUCGCGGCAGAUCUUCCAGUGGCGCGAGAACAAGGCCAAGAUCUACAGCUGGUCCGCCUGGGUGACGGGCGCCGUGCUGGCCGAGAUCCCCGUCGCCGUGCUCGCCGGCGCCGUCUACUUCAACUGCUGGUGGUGGGGCAUCUUUGGCUGGCGCGACAUCAUGCCCGCCUCCUCGUCCGCCUUUGCCUUUCUCAUGGUCGUGCUCUUUGAGCUCUACUACGUCAGCUUCGGCCAGGCCGUCGCCGCCUUUUCGCCCAACAAGCUGCUGGCCUCGCUGCUGGUGCCCCUCUUCUUCACCUUCAUCAUCAGCUUCUGCGGCGUCGUGGUGCCGCCCGCCCAGAUCCCCACCUUUUGGCGCGAGUGGAUGUACUGGCUCUCGCCCUUUCACUACCUCCUCGAGGCACUGCUGGGCGUCGCCGUGCACGCCCAGCCGCUCGAGUGCAGCGCUGACGAGCUCGCGCGCUUCGAGCCGCCGCCCGGCUCGUCCUGCGAGGAGUACGCGGGGCCCUACGUGGCGCAGGCCGGCGGGCGGCUGCGCACCGGCCAGGGCGGCAUGUGCGAGCUGUGCCAGUACGCCGACGGCGAUCAGUUCGCCGCGAGCUUCAGCGUGUAUUACUACAACCGGUGGCGCGACGUGGGCAUCUUUUGUGGAUUUAUUGUUUUUAAUUACGCGGUGGUGUACCUGGCCACUUGGCUCAAGUUCAAGGGCAGGAACCCUCUCAAGAUGUUUGGCAAGCGGAAGAGUGGCUGAUGGAGGAGCACAAGACGGUGUAGCCAUUCCCCUUGAAUAAAAUGGGCUGCUUGUGUCAUUUCAAAGUUUAAAAAAUGGAAGAUUCCGGCGUAAUUGCAAUUAAUUACUCGAUGUAAAACACCCUUGGUCAUGGUAGCCGAUGGACCGAGGCUUCUAAUUUGCCUACCGCUGAGAAUCAAGCCGGCCACUUUGUGACUCCAAAUGAAGAACAAGAAAUGAACAUUUCUUGGUCAGAAAAGUUCCGCAGCUGCACCCUUGGUGGCGGUGAUCAGGUAUUGAUCUGUCGCCGCGCCCUGGAGAUAUUUUUAUCGACA